AUGUCAAAGAUAGCGGAUCCAGACGACCGCGUGAACCUGAUCACGCGGCAUGCAAGAGGACCCAAUGUUCUUCCCAACUUCGCCUUCUUCACUCGUCUGCUGCUUUUCGCGGCGAAAGAAACCAAAACCAUCAUUCGUGACCUGAACGCAGGCGUCUCGGCAAAUCAUGUACAACUGCUCACGGAUGCCAUAUAUGCUCGUGAUGAGAUUCUGCGGGUUAUGGACACCGAGACAAGGCAAAAGCUGGACAGCGGGCAGGAAGUGUAUAUCAUUCUACUGGCACCAGGUAGCUAUGAGUACGUGGUGGGGUUCCUGGCUAUCGUUACGCUUGGUGCGGCGGUGGUGCCAAUAUACACCAAUCUUCCUGUGAAAGAGAUGAAGUAUUACGUCCAGAAGACCAACGCAUCCCUCAUGCUGUUCGGUUCCAGCUGUGCCAAGAAAGCGGAGGAACUUGCGCGCACGAUGCUACAGUCUGCUACACUUUCGUCUUUCAAAUCUGUCCCACUUCAAUGUCUCGUUGGACGGCCGACUUUGCAACCGGCCGACUUCAGGAUUGACGACAGAGGCUUCCUUGACCUUAAUGCCCCGGGUUUGGUGAUCUUCACCUCAGGAACUACUGGUCCACCCAAAGCCGCUGUGAGAAGAAGAGGAUAUCUCAGCGAUGGAACCUUGGCUUUAGCCAGCGAGCUCGGGAUCACGAAGGAUGACACACUGCUUCACUGUCUUCCGGUUCAUCACGCAACAGGCAUCAAUGUCAACAUACUCCCGAUCUUGCUUGAAGGCGGCUGCAUCGAAUUCAAGCCGGGCAAUUUCGAUCCGGCUUUUGUGUGGAACAAGUUCAAAGAAGGAGAGCUAACAGUCUUCUCUGGCGUGCCCACGAUGUAUGCCCGGCUGCGGGAGUACUUUGAUCAGAAUCUGGCCUCGUUACCUCCUGAGCAGCUCAAGCCAUAUGUCGAGGGAGUUCAGAGGCUACGAGAUCUCUGGUGCGGGACGUCUGCUCUGCCUUUACCUCUGCAGACCUGGUGGACGGAAUUCAGACAGCAACGGCCCAUUCUGUCACGUUAUGGAAGCACCGAGUCGGCUCUCAGCAUCAUGACACUGCCAAGAUCCAUCGAUGUACCUGACAACAGCGUUGGGUCCGCCGUGGCAGGCGUUGAUGUCAAGCUGAGCAACGGCGAUGAAGGGGAAGUGUUGGUUCGUAGCCCUCACAUGUUCUCCAAAUACCUUGGCGAUCCCGAAGCUACCAGAAAGGCCCACGAUGCAGACGGCUUCUACAAGACGGGAGACAUUGCGGAGAAGCGUGGGAAUAACUACUUCAUUCUCGGUCGUGCUUCGAUCGACAUCAUAAAAACAGGCGGCUACAAAGUGUCUGCAUUAGACGUCGAACGAGCGCUGCUGGGUUUACCGUAUGUUGCAGAAGCAAUGGUAGUAGGAGUCGAAGAUGACACGUACGGCCAGCGGGUUGGUGCAGCCGUUGUUCUCAGACCGGGCCAUGAUGGUGCUACGCCGAAGAUCAGUCUGGCGGGCAUGAGGAAAGAUCUUCGAGACAGCCUUGUGGCCUACAAGAUGCCCACACUUCUUCGCGUAGUACCGGUGUUGCCGAAAUCGCCGACGGGCAAAGUCUCCAAGAAGAUCCUGGGUCCACAGCUGUUUUCGCCUCAGAAGGCGGAACCCGAAAAGGCUCGACUCUGA
Messenger RNA from Zasmidium cellare ATCC 36951, 1692 nucleotides. RefSeq lists its product as uncharacterized. Lineage: Eukaryota; Fungi; Ascomycota; Dothideomycetes; Mycosphaerellales; Mycosphaerellaceae. Gene Ontology annotation, molecular function: medium-chain fatty acid-CoA ligase activity. The transcript is spliced from 2 exons. Gene Ontology annotation, biological process: fatty acid metabolic process. The record is from RefSeq and is a predicted model, not a curated record. The coding region runs from base 1 to 1692 and encodes 563 amino acids.